AUGGCCCGUCGUUCGCCGGGUGAGAUCCUCACCUCGUUCUCGGAGCUAGGCUCCUCUCCAGCGUCACACUCGGCGUCCCCUUCCCGCAGGGCAGCUCAAGCCAUCAGGAGCCGAUUCCUCAGCAGUCCGGCGACGGCUGCAGCGGCACGGGGCCUGCAUGAGAUAGGCGACCGUUGUCGAUGGUCGCUCUCAUCUGCCAAGCCUGGGUAUGGUGUAGUGCAAUUGAAGGACAAUUCCGAAGAGACGUUCUGGCAGAGUGAUGCGAUGUCAGCGAUUACCUAUUCCAUGGACGAGCAAAGAGCUCAGCAGCCGGGUGAGGUUCAUAUGUUCGUCUCUUACAAGGCCGAUGAGUCGUACACUCCCUCAACCAUUUCCGUUCGGAUAGGAAAUACCCUUUUUGAUCUCAACGUGGGGAAGAUAUCGUUGCCAGGCUACGAACAACAGGCUUUCGUGCGACUUCCAGAAGGGUGGAUAGUCAUACCGCUAGCUCUUACACGGACGAAUGACAAUCCUGAUUACCAUCUCCAACGAGGAGUUACUUUCCGGGAUGAUAUCGUCGCACAAUCGUUCGUGAGGACCUUCUACCUCCAGCUUGCUAUCCUCAACAACCAUCAGAACGGCCGAGAUACUCACAUACGACAAGUCCGUGUAUAUGGUCCCCGACCACCUGAGCCGUCAAUAGCUGUCACCAACGGCGGAGACGAGGAGAACUGGGGUCUAUCGGUUUUCAACACGACUAGUAUGCGCUCUGCGUUUAUUGUUUGGUUUAUUGUNNNNUCGAAUGAUACUCGAGGAAACUAG
Perkinsus marinus ATCC 50983 is the source of this 801-nucleotide messenger RNA. Its product is annotated as anaphase-promoting complex, putative. The record is from RefSeq and is a predicted model, not a curated record. Gene Ontology annotation, biological process: anaphase-promoting complex-dependent catabolic process; protein K11-linked ubiquitination. The transcript is spliced from 8 exons. NCBI's taxonomy places the organism in Eukaryota, Perkinsozoa, Perkinsida, Perkinsidae. Gene Ontology annotation, cellular component: anaphase-promoting complex. The coding region runs from base 1 to 801 and encodes 266 amino acids.